AUAAUCACAUAAGUGCAGAAGCUCUUCAAGGCAAAACCUUCUACGUGAACUCCAUCAACAGCAAGGAGCGGGAGAAAAUAUGCCUUUCCCCAGGUUGCAUCCACACAGCUUCCCGCGUCCUAGAGUACAUGGACCCCUCAGUUGACCCCUGCGAUGACUUCUACGAGUUCACCUGUGGCAACUUCCUCAAGAAAACCAACAUCCCCGACGACAAGUCAUCGGUGACGUCAUUCAGCAUCAUCAGCGACGUGCUACAGGAGCAGCUGAAGACUUUGAUAGAAGAGCCCAUCAACCCUCAUGAGCCCAAGCCUUUCCAGCUAACCAAGAAGCUCUACAGGGCGUGCAUGAACAAGACACUAAUUGAAAAGGAUGGUUUGACAACCAUUAAUGAGAUUUUAAAGGAGUUGGGAGGGUGGCCAGUGCUAGAGGGUGAUCGGUGGAUCGACGGGGAUUUCGAUUGGAGGAAAUCGGUGUACAAGUUCAGGAAAGUGGGGUAUAGCGUGGAUUACUUCAUGGAUUUCUCUGUCGGGGUUGACGUGAAGGACUCAACAAGGAGGAUCAUUGAUUUGGACCAAGCGUCACUAGGACUUCGAAGGGAAUUUCUCACCAAAGGGUUGAGUGAUAAAAUUGUUCAAGCAUACUACGAUUACAUGGUAGACUUGGCAGUGUUGUUUGGAGGAGAUCGAGAUAGAGCCAUCAAAGAACUCAGGGAAUCUCUGGAAUUCGAAAUAAAAUUAGCAAACAUUUCCUUACCCAGUGAAAAGCGCAGGAACGCUACCGCCCUCUAUAAUCCAAUGACUAUUGACGAACUUCAGAAAACUUUCCCGAGCAUUCCUUGGAUGGAAUACAUGAACAAUCUUCUGGCUCCUGACACUCAAGUUAAAAGCGACGAAAUUGUUGUGGUCAGCGUGCCUAACUACAUCAAAGCUUUCGAGGCACUCAUCAGCAGGACACCAAAGAGGGUCCAAGCAAAUUACGUGAUGUGGCGGGCUGCUGCUUCAUCUGUUUCUUACCUCACAGAAAAUCUCAGAAAGAGGCAGUUGGAUUAUACCACAAUAGUAACAGGAAAAACUGAAAGAGAAGCCAGAUGGAAGGAGUGUAUCGAUAUAUCAGCUGGAAGGUAUUUAGUAAUUAGGGACUCAUUCCACAUAGAUAACGACAAAAGCAACGGUCUUACUCAUGAUAUUCUACUGAUUAACAUGUAUAUUGGAGAAGAGAAAGAUGUCAAUCUUGAUAAUAAUUUUUCAAAUCUAUUUGUUCUAUAUUAACUUGAGUA
Messenger RNA from Leptinotarsa decemlineata (Colorado potato beetle), 1276 nucleotides. RefSeq names its product M13 family metallopeptidase neprilysin 2 (gene Nep2). NCBI's taxonomy places the organism in Eukaryota, Metazoa, Arthropoda, Insecta, Coleoptera, Chrysomelidae. Gene Ontology annotation, molecular function: metalloendopeptidase activity. Gene Ontology annotation, cellular component: plasma membrane. The record is from RefSeq and is a predicted model, not a curated record. Gene Ontology annotation, biological process: protein processing.